Rubroshorea leprosula is the source of this 1169-nucleotide messenger RNA. The record is from the annotation of a GenBank genome assembly. Lineage: Eukaryota; Viridiplantae; Streptophyta; Magnoliopsida; Malvales; Dipterocarpaceae.
AAACUCCAUUUCUUUUGUUUAUGGGAGUAGCUACCAGCUAGAAAGACUCCCAAGUAUUUUCCAGGAAAACCGUUGGCUGCCUUUUUCUAAGCAUUUUCUAGGAAGGCCGAAACCACUCUUUUGGGUGUUGCUACGAAGGAUCAUCAGUAGUUUCGGUGAGGAAAUCAUUCUUCAUUGUUAUAGUGGCUUCUUCCCCAUCUUAAACUCUGUCUUCAUCCAGAACCUUGUUUCUUCUCUGCAAGCUUUAAGAUCUUAAUUUUCCAGUUCUUUCCGCACCAAAAUACCCUGCGCAAGAACUAAGGAGGUCUGCCUGCUUUCUUUGUUAUUUUAAUCACACAAAGCCCUCUGAGUUGCGGACCAGGUAUGAUAUAAUUUAUUCAUUUUUUCUUGAUGAAAGGGUAUGAUAUAUUUUUUCAUAAAAAAGUUUAGAGUUUAUUUAAUAUAUUUUGCUUCUCAAAAACUCAAAGAAUAAAAGUAUAUGGAGGAAAAAAUGGAUCUAUGGGCGUUGUUCUUUUGGAUUGGGCCAUUUCCUUAUUGGGCUGGUACUGAUUUUGGUUAAAAUCCUAAAAUAGUUUUUGAACUUUAAGAUUUUCGCUAAUUUAGUCCUGAAUUUUCAAAAAUAUUGAAAUGGUCCAUGAACAUAAUUUUCUAGCUUCAUUCACAUUGGCAAAAUUCCAAGGAUUUGGUGUUGAACUCAUAAACAGUUUUUAUAUAAAUUUUAAAAUAAUGAUAUGAUCAUAAACUAAUUUAACUAGUUAAUAAACUAAAGUAUGCAUAUUGCAUUACUACCUCUUCUCUUCUCUUCUCUCAUCCAUCAAAACUAACUCCACAUAACCAAAUCCUUGGAAUUUUCACUAUAUUUGAAUGGAGCUAGAAUAUUCUGUUCAGGGACCAGUAUAGUAUUUUUAAAAGUUCAGGGACCAUUACAGUCUUUUUAAAAGUUAAGGAAAAAAUCAGUUAAAAGUUCUGAAGUUUAAAGACCACAUUUGGAUUCUUUUCCAUUGUCUUUUUCAGUUUCCAUGCGUUUUUUAUUACUUUUAUUUUUAUUUUGUAAAAAACAUCUUUGCCCUGCUUUUUCAAAGCAUUUUCUAGGAAGGGCAACCAUCCUUUGGGUGUUGCUACGAAGGCUCACAAUCAUUUUCCAGAAAAACCAUUUGUGCUGCCUUUUU